AAAGAAAGGCAUUACUUUUUUAACAUUACCAAUAUCUUGAAAGUGGAUGCCAAUGGUGCAAUUAGAAACUUGACGGUAAUAAAUGGCCAAUAUCCAGGUCCUUUGUUAGAGGCAAACUCUGGUGAUACAAUUUUCUUGCACGUUUUCAACCAGAUGGAAGAUGAACCAGUCAGCUUCCACUUGCAUGGCUUGUUCUAUCCUAACAAUACAUUUGAUGAUGGAGCAUCAUCAAUCAACGUGUGUCCUAUUCCACCUUCAGGAAACUACACGUAUAGAAUUCCAGUUGGCGAAAAUGAAUACGGAACAUACUGGUAUCAUUCACAUUGGAGCACUCAGUAUGCAGAUGGUGUUUAUGGACCUGUUAUCCUUCAUUCUCCAAAAGAAGAUGCCAAUCUUACUUCUUAUGAUGCUGACCGCAUAUACGUUGUCAAUGACUAUUAUUAUGAGAAUGCUGAUACAUUAUUGGAUGAUUACUUAGUACCGGAUAAUGAGAACAGUGAACCAAAUCCUGAUGCGGGCUUGAUUUCGGGAACGUAUUCUCAAGCUUCAAACUAUCUAACACUAGCAGACAAUGGAACCGCAUACAAGACUGCUACUUAUUAUGACCCAAAAUUGACUUACAGAAUCAGAGUUGCAAAUGUUGGUUUUUUCUUACCUUUUGAAUUCUCGAUCGAUGAGCAUACCUUGUCCCUUGUUGAAGUUGAAGGUACAUUGAUUGAACCUUUUGAAACCUCAUAUGUAGAUGUCUCUGUGGGUGAAAGAUAUUCUUUUUUUGUCAAAAGAACUGUGGAACGUGACGCUUAUUGGAUUCAUGCAAGAUUCAAUACCUUCUGUCAAGCUUCGAAUAAUCCAGAUUUCUCAAGCGACGUAAUGGCAAUUGUAUCCUAUAAUGAUACCUAUUCCGUCCCAGAGAGCAAAGAAACUUGGAGUUAUAAUGGUGGAACCCCGAAAUGCUUGGACUUUCCUCAAUCAGAAUUACGAACAUUAAAUGCACAAGUUCCAAUGAAUAAGAACGGUUCAAACAGACCUGAUUUGUAUGUGGAGUUAGAUGUUACAUUCUUCAAUGGGGCAUACCAGAUGACAUAUGGCUAUUUCAACGAAUAUACUUGGAAGCCGAUGUCAAAUUCUUCUACGAUGCACGAGCUUUUAUUUAAUGAAAACUUUCAAAACGAUGCGCACAAGUCUAACCAACAAACAUUUACAAAUAACCAGUAUGUCUUGAACUUUGAUACGCGUGGUAUGAUAGUAGACUUGUUGAUUAACAAUUUUGAUGACGGUUCACAUCCCUUCCACUUACAUGGAUAUAAGUUUUGGGUUCUAGCAAGCUCAGAAUCUGGCUCAUUCUAUCCAAGUUUUUACGAGGAUCAUCCAGAACGUUUGGACUUGACCAAUCCAAUACUUAGAGAUACAGUUAGCGUGGCGCCUUUUGGGUUUGCCGUCCUUAGAGUGGUUAUUGACAAUCCAGGAAUAUUUCCAUUCCAUUGCCACAUUGGAUGGCAUAUUGAAGCUGGCUUGUUGUUGACAGUCAACGCUUUGCAGAGUGAAUGGUCACAUCAAAAUUACUCGAAGGAAUGGGCCAAUAUGUGC
Messenger RNA from Pichia membranifaciens NRRL Y-2026, 1587 nucleotides. RefSeq lists its product as hypothetical. The record is from RefSeq and is a predicted model, not a curated record. Lineage: Eukaryota; Fungi; Ascomycota; Pichiomycetes; Pichiales; Pichiaceae. The annotation marks the transcript as partial. Gene Ontology annotation, molecular function: oxidoreductase activity; copper ion binding. The transcript has a single exon.